Molecule: messenger RNA, 1440 nt
Organism: Bipolaris victoriae FI3
Lineage: Eukaryota; Fungi; Ascomycota; Dothideomycetes; Pleosporales; Pleosporaceae
Exons: 1
Coding region: 1-1440 (479 amino acids)
Biological process (GO): secondary metabolite biosynthetic process
Molecular function (GO): acyltransferase activity, transferring groups other than amino-acyl groups
Source: RefSeq, a predicted model, not a curated record
AUGGAGACCGCAGUAGAAUCGUGCACCUCGAAUGCCGCCAUUGCGACGCAUCCGCUAUCUGAUCUGGACCUACUUACGAGAAAUUACAUGGCGCCCUUUUGUCUAAUUUAUCGCUUGGAAGACCAGGACGCGGACACUCGAAGUGCGGUAGUGGAGAGGCUUCAACUUGGACUUCAGAAAACUUCCAUGCAGCUCCCUGUACUGACUGGACGAGUCGUGCAUCCAUUAGGCCAGCGUCCUUUUGUUCAGGUCGACAAUGCAGACGACAGCAUUCCUCUACUGGUUAGUGGAGUUGCAAACGUCUCACGGGAGCUUCCAUCUUACGAUGAGUUGAAUGCAGUCCAUUUCGCCCCGUAUUGUUUGCCCUAUAGCCUCGUCAUUCCGACUGAAUUGUUCAGCUCAGCUGACUUUUCAACCGAGUCAGCCGAGCAUGGCCAGAGUCUGCCAGUGUGUGGUUUCAAGGUCACGUUCAUUGAGGGAGGCAUAGUGAUAGGUGUCGCUAUCAAUCAUUUCGUCACAGGCGCCUUAGGAUUGGACCUGGUGCUCGGCUGUUGGGCCGCUAGUUGUUGUGGAUUUUCCAGAGAAAUUGUAUACGAUCCGGCACUGGUGGCCAGUGAGAUUUCUGAGCCCAUAUCGGACAUUCGGGCCUUCGAAGAGAACCUCAUACAAAGAGGAGCUGCUAUAGAAACAACGUAUCAAGAUUCAAAGGAAUCACCAUCACAAUCUGCAAAACAUACGACGGCUUUGAUUGGGAUCUCCCACUCGGAACUCUUGUCGCUUCAAGGUGCGGUCAAGGCCAAAUACCCGCAUCUGGGUAUCUCUACCGGAGAUUGCUUUCGCGCAAUCAUGUGGCAAGCAAUAACCCGUGCGAAACGCAGACUUCAGUGGUACCAAGACGAGAAUCAAUCGAAAUUCAUGCAGGCAAUCACAUAUUGCUCCAGCGACAAACGCAGGACAAAGAUACCGUCAAAUUAUCUGGGAAACGCAACAGUCUUUACAAGCGUGCAACCCUGGACUGCUACAGAGCUUACCGACGAGAUCAAACUCGUAGACGUGGUUGCUGCCAUCCGCUCGAACAUCAAUCAGGCGGAUGAGAUGUUGUUCAAGGAUGUCCUGCGCUGGGCCGCUAGUCUCGAAGAUAUAACCCAAAGGUGCUGGGGCAGGAUGCCAUUCGGCAAAUUGGACUUUGGUGGAACGAGCUGGGCACGAGUGAAAGCGUACAAGACGGCUGACUUUGGAUUUGGUCCUCUGGCUGCUUUUCGAAUCCCCGAGGUCAACAUAGAGUGGUGCGUUGCCUUACCGAGGAGGAAAUAUGACAAUGGCAUAGAGUUUGCAGAGGCGUGUCUGGGGCUACCAGAUGAUGUACAUCGAGAACUUUUCCGCGAUGACAAAUUCCGUAAAUACGCGAUGGUUUAUCAACUUCAGCAGGAAAUUUUCUGA